AUGCAAGAAGCUCCCUAUUUGUCCCUGCUUCCUACUGAAUGCACAGAUUUAGAAGAUCUGAACACCAAUGACAGGUAUUUCAGAAUUUCUCUGACAAUUAAUAUUGUCUCCAAACAUUUUUACCAGCUUUAUCGGCAUGGUGACAGAACUCCUAUUUCAAGUUUUCCCAAAAAUACAGUCAGAGAAAAUACCUGGCCACGUGGAUAUGGACAACUGACUAAGACUGGAACGCAGCAGGCAUAUCAACUUGGGCAGUGGUUAAAAGAUAGAUAUAAGAAGUUCUUAAGUCCUUCAUACAAGCCAAAAGAGAUUUAUAUCCGAAGUACAGAUUAUGAUCGAACUCUAAUGAGUGCUGAAGCAGUCCUGGCUGGUCUCUUUCCUCCUUCAGCCAAAGAACACUGGAAUCCAGACAUUCAUUGGCAACCUAUUCCAGUUCAUACUGUGCCCAAAUCAGAGGAAAAGUUGUUAAAAUAUCCUAAUUUUAGAUGCCCAAGUUUUAAUGGAUUACUACAACAGGUCAUACAAGAAAUGAAAACCAAGAACGAACUGAAAAAAUAUAUGGCACUGAUACAAAAAUUUGCCUACAACUUGGGAUAUGACAUAAAAAAACUGUUGGAUUUUCCAAACAUGUUACUCUGGAAAGCGUAUGAUACUUUGAAAGUUCAGGAAAUUCACAAACGUUUUUUGCCAAGAUGGGCUGAUAAAAAGACUAUGGAACAGAUGAAAUUUCUGCUGGAAUAUUUGGUAAAUGCCACUUUGGGGGGAGAAUUAAAAAAUGAGAAAUCAAAACUACAAGGAGGUAUCCUUGUGAAACAUAUUCUGGAAAAAAUUAUCAACGCCACUAAGUACAGGGAUGGAUAUAAAAUGAUAAUGUAUUCAGCACAUGAUAUGACAAUCAUUGCUCUCCAAACAGCACUUGGUGUUUACAACCAGUUAUUACCUCCUUAUGCUGCUACCCAUAUUUUUGAGCUAUAUAAAGAAGACAAGGGAGGUUAUACUAUUGAGAUGUAUUAUCGGAACAGCACUGCUGUUGAACCCCAUUUGCUCACUUUGCCAGGAUGCACAAAGGCUUGUCCAUUAAACAAGUUCCAACACCUGGUUACUCCUAUUUUACCAACAAAGGAAUGUUGA
This is a messenger RNA of Protobothrops mucrosquamatus (brown spotted pit viper), 1131 nucleotides long. Its product is annotated as prostatic acid phosphatase-like. The transcript has 10 exons. Gene Ontology annotation, cellular component: lysosome. Gene Ontology annotation, biological process: dephosphorylation; lysosome organization. Gene Ontology annotation, molecular function: acid phosphatase activity. The record is from RefSeq and is a predicted model, not a curated record. NCBI's taxonomy places the organism in Eukaryota, Metazoa, Chordata, Lepidosauria, Squamata, Viperidae. Bases 1 to 1131 code for a protein of 376 amino acids.